GAAACACACCUCCCUACAGCUCUAUAAACAUGAGAUGUCUGAGCGAGACACCGACAGAGAACGAGAUACCAUGAUCGAAUGGAGAACAUGAGGAAAUCAUCAAAGGAGACCGCGAUCAUGGCCGGGAAAUCCAAGCCUGAUCAUGUCAAGUGCAAGAAGCACCCAAAACACCAACAAUCACCGGGAGUUUGCUCGCUUUGUCUGAGUGAAAGACUCUCCCAAAUUUCCAGUUCUUCUUCUUAUGGUUCACGAAGAUCAACCUCUGCUGCCGCCAUGGCCGCUUCUUCUUCUCCUUCUUCUUUGUCAUCUUAUUAUUCUUCCUCCUCGGCUUCUUCUUGUUCCUCUCCAGUGCAUCGGUACGAGCAUUUUACCAAGGAGGGAAAGAUCAGUUCAGUAUCGUUUCUGUUGAAUGGCAAGGACGUUCUCCUUAAGAGCAGAUCGGUUGCUUUCUUUCCAAGAAUGAAAAGUGGACAAGAUCAUAAUGAUACGAAGAAGAAAGGAGGUGCAGGGUUUUGGUCGAAGUUGAUUCGUCCGAGAACUAAGAGGAUGGAAGCCGAGACUUUGAUGCACUCAAGGACCGUGAGAGAGACGAUGACUACUUAAUUAAAGGGUUGCUUCUUCGCCAUGAAAGCACGUUUCUUGGUCAAUUUGUUUUCUUUUUCUUUUUUUCAUAGGUGCAGGAAGAAUGUAUCUAUAUAUUAGGUAGGUAUUUACAGAAACAAAAAAAGAUCAAAAAGAAUGAUCAAACAAUAAAGCAGAAAGAAAA
Molecule: messenger RNA, 766 nt
Organism: Juglans regia (Persian walnut)
Lineage: Eukaryota; Viridiplantae; Streptophyta; Magnoliopsida; Fagales; Juglandaceae
Exons: 1
Coding region: 79-603 (174 amino acids)
Source: RefSeq, a predicted model, not a curated record